This is a messenger RNA of Myripristis murdjan (pinecone soldierfish), 4925 nucleotides long. RefSeq names its product tripartite motif-containing protein 3-like. The coding region runs from base 492 to 2807 and encodes 771 amino acids. Gene Ontology annotation, molecular function: zinc ion binding; ubiquitin protein ligase activity; protein binding. The transcript is spliced from 13 exons. The record is from RefSeq and is a predicted model, not a curated record. Lineage: Eukaryota; Metazoa; Chordata; Actinopteri; Holocentriformes; Holocentridae. Gene Ontology annotation, biological process: protein polyubiquitination; proteasome-mediated ubiquitin-dependent protein catabolic process.
GGCAAGCAAGCUCCCUAUAACUCACUGUGUGUUUCCCCCGUUCAACUCCCCACAGACAGACAGGUGGUGUCUAAACCAAGCCGGCUGGGAGUCAAGGGAAGGAACUAGGAAGAAUUUGGGGAGUGGCAUUUUUAAGCUUCCUCUUUUCUCUCCUUCCUCUCAGAGGGGAGAGAGAGAGAGAGAGAGAGAGAGAGAGAGAGAGGCCUGUAGCUGUGUUUGUCAAGGGGGGACUGCUCAGACCAGAGAGGCGAGCUUUACUUUUCACCCCGGUGCUGCUCGAUGUGCUGGCGAGCUGCGAGGCCGGCCCGUCCGCCCCGUCAAAAGCAGAGAUUGAGAGCUCGCCCAUGUAGGAGCAGCCUUGGAGGAGGGAUUCCAAACCCCCGGCUUCGGAGGGAUGGAUGAAAGAUGAGGCGAGGCUGAAGUGUUGCACAGUUAUGGGGCUGUGAAGCGUUAAGAGGUGAUGGGUGAAGUGGCUCCUGUGCCCCCUUUGAAUGUCCCUCACUAUGGCCAAGCGUGAGACUGGCAGCACCAGCCCUGUGGUCCGGCAGAUAGACAAGCAGUUCCUGGUGUGCAGCAUCUGUCUGGACCAUUACCACAACCCCAAGGUCCUGCCCUGCCUGCACACAUUCUGCGAGAGAUGCUUGCAGAACUACAUCCCUCCCCAGUCUCUGACGCUGUCCUGCCCAGUGUGCCGACAGACAUCUAUUUUGCCAGAGAAGGGCGUAGCUGCCCUGCAGAACAACUUCUUCAUUACCAACCUCAUGGAGGUGUUACAGCGAGACCCCGAGUGCAGCCGACCCGAGGCCUGCAACGUCCUGGAGUCGGCGAGCGCAGCUGCUGCCUGCCAGCCCCUCUCCUGCCCAAACCAUGAGGGCAAGGUGAUGGAGUUCUACUGCGAGUCAUGUGAAACAGCCAUGUGUCUGGAGUGUACAGAAGGGGAACACAGGGAACACGUGACGGUUCCUCUGAGGGACGUCCUGGAGCAGCACAAGUCCGCUCUGAAAAAUCAGCUGGACGAUGUACGCAACAGACUACCUCAGCUGACGGCUGCCAUCGAGCUCGUGAACGAGAUCUCCAAGCAGCUCACGGAGCGCAAGAACGACGCGGUGACGGAAAUCAGCAGCACGUUCGACGAGCUGGAGAAGGCCUUACAUCUGCGCAAGACCGCCCUCAUCAGUGAGGUGGAGAACAUCUGCAGCACCAAGCAGAAGGUGCUUCAGGCCCAGCUGACCUCUCUGCUGCAGGGCAAGGAGAACAUCCAAAGCAGCUGCAACUUCACAGAGCAGGCCCUGAGCCACGGCAGCGCCACCGAGGUCCUGCUGGUCCAGAAGCAGAUGGGCGAGCGGGUCAGUGCCCUGGCGCGACACUCCUUCCCAGAGCACCCCCACGAAAACGGACAUCUGGAGUGCCAGGUCGAGACGGACGGGCUGCGGCGCUCCAUCCAGAACCUCGGCGUCCUGAUUACGACGGGGGCCGUGGGCCACACGAGCGUGGCCACCGGCGAGGGCCUGCGACACGCUUUGGUUGGCCAGCACACCACCGUCACGGUCACCACCAAGGACAAGGACGGGGAGCUGGUGAAGACCGGCAACGCCGCGCUAAGGGCAGAGAUUAUCUCUGCAGAUGGGGGGUGCACCGAGGCCGAGGUGAUAGACAACAAGAAUGGCACCUACGAGAUUGGGUACACCAUUCGCUCAGAGGGAGAGUUCACCUUCUCUGUGCUCCUGUACGAGCAGCCGGUGAGGGGGAGCCCGUUCCGUCUGCGCGCCGUCAAGCCGUCGGACGUCCUGCAGUCUCCGGAUGAUGUGAAGAGGAGAGUGAAGUCCCCCAGCGGAGGAGGAGGUCAUGUUCGACAGAAGGCGGUGCGCAGGCCCUCCAGCAUGUACAGCACCACCAAGAAAAAGGAAAACCCCAUCGAGGAUGAGCUGAUCUACAGAGUGGGAACAAGAGGACGAGAUAAAGGAGAGUUCACCAACCUACAAGGCAUCUCCACCUCCAGCAACGGACGAAUUGUGGUUGCCGACAGCAACAACCAGUGCAUACAGGUGUUUUCAAAUGACGGGCAGUUCAAGAUGAGGUUUGGGGUCCGAGGCCGGUCCCCGGGCCAGCUGCAGCGCCCCACAGGGGUCACGGUGGACAUGAAUGGUGACAUCAUUGUGGCUGACUACGACAACAGAUGGAUUAGCAUCUUCUCCUCAGAUGGCAAAUUCAAGAACAAAAUAGGGGCCGGCCGUUUGAUGGGACCCAAAGGUGUAGCUGUGGACAAGAACGGACACAUCAUCACUGUUGACAACAAGGCCUGCUGUGUCUUCAUCUUCCAGUCAAACGGGAAGCUGGUGACCAAGUUUGGAGCCAGAGGAACAUCAGACAGGCAGUUUGCAGAGAAAAGCGGUGCAAACAUUGCACUGGAACAAAAGCUUAGUAAAUCUGGCCCAGUUUUCAGUCCUCACUUUGUGGCCAUAAACAACAAAAAUGAAAUUGUGGUAACAGACUUCCAUAACCAUUCAGUCAAGGUGUACAAUGCAGAUGGGGAGUUCUUGUUUAAAUUUGGCUCCCAUGGAGAGGGGAAUGGCCAGUUCAAUGCUCCAACAGGAGUGGCUGUGGAUGCUAAUGGAAAUAUCAUUGUUGCUGACUGGGGCAACAGCCGGAUACAGGUGUUUGACAGCUCAGGGUCCUUCUUGUCCUACAUCAACACAUCAGCGGACCCCCUUUACGGCCCCCAAGGCCUCGCCCUCACGUCUGACGGUCACGUGGCAGUGGCGGACUCUGGGAACCACUGCUUCAAGGUCUACCGCUACCUGCAGUAAGUCUGGCCUUCAACUGGGACGGCCAGCAUCACCACCGCGAGCACUGAGCAAAGACAAAACCAAUGUAUUUACACAGGGUGCAAUGACCUUUCCGAUACAGCCUUUUGAUGUGUGCAUCAUCCGAUUAGCCAUCACUGAUCUCCCAGAUUUAAUGAAGUGUCUGAUCCCAAGUUUACCCUCCUUACGAUGUGCAUUGAAGGCUAUUUUUAAAAGUUAGCGCUUCUGGGACAAGUAAUGGAUGUAAAGACUGAUUUUAGAGGACGUGUAAAGCGUUUUUUUGUGUGUAGUACACUGUUAAUGGUAUUAUCAAACCGCACCUCCUGCGAGACCGGACAGGGUAAGAGGUAGAUUGAAGUAUAAUGAGCCAUAAUGUGUCCAAAUGCAUGAAGUUUUAUUUUAUCUUAAAUGCCUAGGCAAAAAACACAGAGUUCAUCCAUCGGUUGCUUUUAUCAUGAACUAGUUAGUGCUUACAGUGAAAUGAACGGCGCUACGCUUAUCCAGCAAUGAAACAUAAUACUUUUCCUCUGUAUGAACUGCCAUCUUACAUAAAAACAUGUCACCACCAUCUGUGCAUUGAUUUGCUGUAUGUACUGUAUAUGCAUAAAUGUAUAUUGUGUAUAUUAGAUCACUCUGUAUUUACAUGUGCUAUGAUUUUGAAACACACGGCCUUUUGGCUAUUCCUACAGCAGCAGUCGAGGAUUCCAGCAUUUUAAACAAGUGUGUAUGGCAGCUGUUAAAAAGUGUGCUUUUCAAACUAGCCCAGCACAUGCUUGAGAUGAAGUGUGUCAUAUUUAUUGCUAAUGUAAGCAGCACAAUAAUCUUCUUCUUCUUUUUUUUUUUUUUGUUAAUAUUUGUUGUUUUAAAGAAAAAUACAAAAUGAAAAAAGGAAUAGCUAAUUUAUUUUAUUUUAUACACUAGCUCAGCAUUUACAAAUUAUUUUUCUAAUUGAUGUGCUUUUUUCCCCCCGUUAGAGCCUCACGCAUUGUCCUUUUCCCUUAAAGGGAAAAUUCACCUUAAAGCAGAACUCAUUAUUCCCAUAAUCUCAAAGCGUUUAUCAGUGUUUCUGUACAGCUUCAUCUUUUUUUUUUUUUCUUUUUUUUUUUUUGAAACUCAAAGGCUGGGAUCUGAUUUUAACAUGGGAUCAUCAAUCAAUAGACGAUGUUUCUGAAGCUUUCUCCACUUUGACUGAAUAAGACGUUCAUGAUCUGGGCUUGUUAAAUGCUUGUCUGAUCUUUUACACUUAAAUAAGCUUUAUAUCAUAAAAGUGCUACCAGCCAGGAAAUGUAUGCGUAUCUGCCGUAACUCACCCAUAUUCCAUAUUAUAUUUCAUCUCAGUGAGGCAACUCCAGAGUUUUUAGGUUUUGUGGGAGAUUUUUUGGGGAUCUUUUGGGAGAAACUUGUUCAUAAAGCUCAUCCGGAUUCAAGUUCAUUGGAAUUAAUGGAAUGGAAUGGGAUAUGAAUUCUGUUUUACAGUGCAUUUUUGCUUUCACAUAGAAAACAGUGUUGAACUUUCUAGAUGCUAAUUUAUUAGAUGACAUUUGCCAACAAAGACAUCUGAGAUAACCGAGUGCCCACUUUAGAGAACACACGCAUAUGAUGAUACAGUUGUAGGUUAUUUAACAGAAUCAUGUUUCUGCCUGUGCUACACAAAGCCAUGACUCCCUAGGAAAAGUUUUUUUUUUUUUUUUUUUUUUUUGGACCAGUAGAGCUGUUGCUGCUCUCACUCCCCCUGGUGUUCAUUCUGUGUAAUGCAGAAUCUGGUGCCACAGCAGAAGAAUGACCAGGCAGCUUCCUGCUCUGAUGUCAAAGCACCGUGCAAAGCAUGUAAAAAAUAACAUUCACUCCUUCCUGUGAGCAAACCGUCUGAACUGCUGGAUGUGAGUUGCACUGUGAAGUGGGCACCAAACCAGGAAGCUGCCAUGUUAAUGCACCCCAUCUUUUGUUUUUACGUCUUGCCAAACUUGAGCUCAGACAUCUCUUAGAGUCAGAGGCUCACUCUUUUUGACAUAUGUUUAAAGCAUUAUUAUUGUACCCCAAUGCUGUUUGUGUUACACCAAUGCAAACAAUUUUGUUUUCUCUCUGAAUAUGCACUGGUAAUAAAAGCACAUGGUUUACGGA